This is a messenger RNA of Ceratina calcarata, 6318 nucleotides long. RefSeq names its product UNC93-like protein. The record is from RefSeq and is a predicted model, not a curated record. Gene Ontology annotation, biological process: regulation of potassium ion transport; regulation of muscle contraction. Gene Ontology annotation, molecular function: potassium channel regulator activity. The transcript has 6 exons. Gene Ontology annotation, cellular component: plasma membrane; striated muscle dense body. Lineage: Eukaryota; Metazoa; Arthropoda; Insecta; Hymenoptera; Apidae. The coding region runs from base 2282 to 3982 and encodes 566 amino acids.
AACCUCCGUAGAACCUUCUCGCUCAGAUAUUCCUGAUUCUUUAUACGGAAUACCUCGAACGUUCGCGUGAAUAAUCUGGUCGGCCGAUCGGACCGAUGGUGCAUCCUGAAUAUUAACCCAAGUUAGGUAUUUAUUCUCCACCGGUGUUACGUAAAAUGUAUUGAUGUCAUAAUCUACGAAUCGGCCCAGAAAGCCAUGGCCUACUUGGUGGAAAUUUCAGACAAAUUUCUAUUCCGCACGACAAAAUAUUCGAUUGAUCGUAAAGAAUAACAAACCAAUUUCGUAACAAUGUUCUCUCUGCCCGUUCAUCGGACUCGGUAUACGCUUUCAUUAUCAUUCGAAUCGGACGUACCAUUUCUACGUAAAAACAAGAUCGACACGAAAAAUCGUCUGUGCGAAGGUGCGGUCAUGUCGUCAAGGCAUUCCCACACUGUUUAGAGACAUUCUGUGAAUCAAUGCCGAUAGGUUCUGUUAAUGAUUGUGUAAUGGAAAAACACCGGUCGCAUCCGAGGGUAUCCCUCAGGGAUAUUCCAAGGAUGUGAGUUUACAUACACGCUUCAGAUUUUGUUAUGCGCGGCUGGAUAAAAAAAAAAAGAUCCUCGUUACAUUACUGGCAGUAAAAAACGGACUGUCUCGUUCGCAAUCGGCUUUCCAGAUCAAACAAACGGUUAACGGUACUCAUUAGGGACGGGGAAAUAUGUUCCCCUGUCAGGGUGAAAAGGAAAGGUUUUUCCUCGACAAAGCCCGGGGUUAUGUAUCUUCUGAAAUCCCAGGCCAAAGACCGUGAAAUUCCUCGAACAAUUUCUUCGGUCGGUUCGUACGGUUCGAAGAGGUCUCCUCUUUACGGUUACCCGAAAUGCGUAAGAGGUCGUAAAACGCUUGCGUUCUCGGUACAUACCGAUCGCGUGCCCGAUUCAAACGGACGACAAAGGAAUCGUGUUAUAAAGCGCGCCGCGAUCUUUAAUGCAUUCGGAUGCACGCGCUAAGCGGCUCAUUAUAACACGCGAUUCCGUUUACAAUCGAUCGGUGAUUCAGACUUCCAUAAACGAGCGCCGGCGAACUUUACCCCAAUUAUUCGCCAGGUUAUUCGAGUUAAUAACGAGAGUACAGCAGGCAAAAUGGAAUUGGAAUGUUUACUCGAUUGGCGCUACAUUAGUUUCGCGCUAACCUGACACAAGGAACGGUAGAAGGAGAGGGGGCUGGGGAGAGUCAUAAUUUAUUGUUUCUCGUCGGUAGCAAUAUUUAAUCUUAUAAUAAUCUUAAAAUUCUCGAAAUCGGGGAAAGGAAAAAUGAAGAAUCAAUAUUGAAUCAAUUGGAACGAGCAGAACACGGGACAGACCAUAGGUAAACAGUAGCGUCGCGUCCUCCGCGUCUGUUCUAUCGCGGCAGGAGUCGCGAGACACGCACGUGCGUCCGCGGUCAACACGAUGAGUCGCGCUUGCGUUUUGCGGCGGGUCCGGAGGUGGUGCGAGGUUCAUAGAGAAAAGCCGCCACGGGGAUGAAGGAACAAAAGGCGCAGGAGGAGAUACAAGAGGUACAGAAGCGGAGUCCGUCGUGAGCGAGUAGAACCAACGCGAUCCCGCGUGUACCACCUACCGUGCACAUAGUAUCCGUACACGCGAAGAGAGAGAGAGAGAGAGAGAGGGAGAGAAAGGGAGGGAGGUAGAAGGAACGAGAAGGACGGAAGAAAACAACGAGUACGACUGAGUCUCUCGGAGAGCCUCGAACUCGGAGAAGUCUUCGCGAGUCCGGCGAACCGACACAACACCGUUCACCGAUUCCAAAGUCCGCUGGUAGGCUCAGUUGUCUCCGAAACCCCGAACCGUUCGGAUGUAGCUGCUACUCGACGAGCUCCUUCUUUCACGAGCAUUUUCUUCGACGCCCCUGAGUGUACAGUUUGGCCGCGCAUACACUCGCCAAAGCCGAUACUCGUACCGAGUCCAGUUUCGCUCCUGCUCGUCGUGUUCGUUUCGUCGCGAUCUCGUGUGCUCCUCGCAGUGGCAUGGCACGGGCUCGAUUCUGAUCGAUAGUCAAGAAAAACCGGAAGCAAGGAAGAGAAUACGAUUUUUCCGAAGAACGCGGUGUGUCGAAGAUCGUUGUUUCGCGGGUCGUCACAGAUAGUAUUGUUGAACGGGCGCGCGACCAACUUCAGAAGAGUGGAAAGGCGAAAGAGCGCUGGAGCGGCGAAGAAGUCGGAAGAAAUUCGAGAGACAGGGACGAAGACGAGCUUGUCGUCCGGACUAAUCGACCGUCGAGCGUUAACACGUAGCAAGCACGGAGAAUGGUAGCUUCGCAACACGAUGGUACCAGAAGUGUCGGUAGCUGUGGCGAUGGUGGAGGCGGCGGCGGCGGUGGCGGCGUCGACGAGACGACCGUGUACACGGUGACCGUGAGCGGCGUCGGUUACAGGAACGAGGGCUACAAGGACGAUGUGAUCGACGGGAUACCCCCGGAGCCGCACAAGCCGCCGCAGUUGUCGUCGACGGACGACGACACUCAAUCGAGAAAGUUCAAGCUCUCCCGCGGCGAGAAAUGGAGGAUCCUAAAGAACAUUGGGACCGUGUCGAUCGCGUUCAUGGUGCAGUUCACCGCGUUCCAAGGCACGGCGAAUCUCCAGUCGUCUAUAAACGCCAGUGACGGUCUAGGCACCGUUUCGCUCUCGGCGAUCUACGCCGCCCAGGUGCUCUCAUGCAUCUUCGUGCCCACGUUCCUCAUCAAGAGGCUCACCGUGAAAUGGACUUUAUGCGUAUCUAUGAUGUGUUACGCACCGUACAUCGCAUCGCAGUUCUACCCGAAAUUCUACACCCUAGUGCCGGCCGGGGUGCUGCUCGGGCUGGGCGCCGCGCCCAUGUGGGCGGCCAAAGCCACCUACCUCACCCAAGUCGGCGGCGUCUACGCGAAGCUCACCGAUCAACCGGUUGACGCGAUCGUCGUCAGGUUCUUCGGAUUCUUCUUCCUCGCUUGGCAGACCGCCGAACUCUGGGGAAACCUCAUCUCCUCGUUGGUGCUCAGCGAGGGAGAGGUAGCGGACGCUGGUAACAGUACCGUGACGAUCUGGAACGAGAAGAAGCUGCAAUUAUGCGGCGCGGACUUCUGCGUGCACGGAAACGGCGCCCACGAGACCCUGGCACGUCCACCGGAGUCCGAGAUCUACGAGAUCUCUGCGAUCUACCUGACCUGCGUGAUCGUUGCGGUGAUCAUCGUGAUGCUGUUCGUCGAUCCACUCUCGAGGUACGGCGAGAAGCAACGUAAGAACGACUGCCAAGAGCUCAGUGGUAUACAAUUGCUCUCGGCAACUGCUUAUCAACUGAAGAAACCGUACCAGCAGCUACUCAUACCGAUCACCGUGUGGAUCGGGAUGGAGCAGGCGUUCAUCGGCGCGGAGUUUACACAAGCGUACAUCUCGUGUGCGUUAGGCGUGCACCGAGUGGGCUACGUGAUGAUCUGCUUUGGAGUAGUGAACGCAGGAUGCUCGUUGCUCUUCGGCUCGUUAAUGAAGUUCGUCGGCAGGCAAUCGCUCAUGGCGCUGGGCGCCAUCGUCCACGUCAGCCUUGUCGUAGUGCUACUCCACUGGAAGCCGCACCCCGCUAACCCAUACGUAUUUUUUACCGUUUCCGGGCUGUGGGGCGUCGGCGACGCUGUAUGGCAGACCCAAGUCAACGGUCUUUACGGCACCCUGUUCAGGCGUAACAAGGAAGCAGCGUUCUCCAACUACAGAUUAUGGGAGAGCGUCGGAUUCGUGAUAGCGUACGCCUACAGCACCCAUCUAUGCGCCCGCAUGAAGCUGUACGUGAUGCUGACGGCGUUGCUCAUCGGCACCUGCGGUUACGCGAUCGUGGAACUGCUGCACAGGCGCAAGCAGAAGAGGUUGAAAGCCAUCGCGGAGGACCCGAAGAUGGCCCAGGCCGAGGCGAACAAGGUGGAGGAGACCGACGACGAGAAGGACGAUAUCGACGACGAUAUCAUCAUCACGCACCUCUGAACACGCUCAGGCAUCGACGAUGAAUCUCAUAAGCGUCUCGGCUACGAUCGACCACUUCUCUCUUCGACCCUUCCUUAUCGCUCACCCUUUCCUGUAACGACGCUCGAACGACGCGGAGUCACUUCCCACGGCGGUGGUAUUCCCGAAAACGGCUCGUGGUGAAACGUGCCGCGAUCGUCGACUCGUUCACAGGAAGCGUAAAGACGACGAUCGUUAAUCAGAUCGUUUUCUUUUCUCUUUUUGCGAAAGUACGCGGAGCGGGAGAUUUCGAUUAGAACCGCUACGCAAAGUCGUUCGUCUAUUUCAAUUCUUAAAACACUCGAGUGCCUUUUACGAUCCUUGUUUUCUUGUUCGAUCUUAUAAAUCUCGCGUUUGAAUCUCGCAGUUGGAUCACCGAUGUCAACCUCUCUUCUCGAAGAGACGAAAAAGAGAAACAUAUUGAAACUCGCCCGACGUGCACUUUUUCCCGAGAAGAGGGAAUAUGCCAGAGAAAGAAACCGACUCGUGCAAAAUUAACAAGAGAUAAGGAGGUGCGCGCGGAUGGGGUACGCAUCGUUAAGAUCGGAUCACCCUUCCUCGUGCCGAGAUUCGACGAGGCGAUCGCGUUGUCAACCGAGAAAAGAAUUGCUUGCCUUCACGGUGCUAGGAGCGCGUUCCGAUGCCAUACUCGUCCUUAUGCGUUCACACAGUCGACUCCUCCGAUCUUCGCUUAAACGCGAGUUUAACGAAGAGAAGGAUCGCCGAAACCGACGAAUUUUAGCUACGAACAGUUCGACGUUUUCAAAGGACGCGAAGAUUAACAUCGAUUACGAGAAGUUGGAUUUUGUCUAACGAGAAAUGAUCUGGAAAAAAGAGAAUUCCGCUUGACGAGCAUGAACGAUCAGCGAGUAUUCGUAAUACAUAGAAGAUGUAAGACCUCCCGUCGCCACUAUGUGGAAGCGCUACAUAGCAACUUGCCAUUAAGUUUUAUCGGAAUUGUGUCCCAGUUUAUGUGAUAAAGGUCGGACGUUCCCAGACGAACGUUUCGAUCGUGAAUCCAUUUAAUCUUCUAAAUGUAUAUAUAUAUAUAUUAUGGAUAGCAAUUGUAACCGCGCGGUAAAAUGGAUAUUCCAUUGGAACGCGUUCGCGUUCUGGCUCGGCGAGGCCAGGAACUUUGAAACGGUAACUGGCCGACUUUCAUGUCCUUGUUAAUUAUUGUGUUUACUUUUUGCCACUAAUGACCACAGAUGCACUUCAAUCAAAGAAGCAUUGAAUUUACGUAUGAUUCGAAGAUACAUUGAUUUUAUUCAAACGUUUUACGACCGUCCUUUGUUCUAUUAUGAGAUACAAAUAGAAACGUUUGAUCCUCUCAUCGUCAAGAAGCGGCAGACUGGGCCUGCCUAGGAUUGGGAUCGUGCAUCUGCAUUUGAAACGAAAUUUUAAGAAAAAUAAGAAAGGAAAGGACAUUUCCCUGGAACGAUAAAACGAUGAAACGUGCGUAGAUUAUAAAAUUUGUUGCGUGCACCACGAAAUGCUGUCACUUAUUAACUGAACGAUCACCUGUAAGAGACUUUGUAACAAAACUGUUGAUAACAAUUGAAUUACGGUCUUAACGAUUAGGAAGAGUAUCGGAGAACGUGUUUAGUGAUAGACUUAAGGAACAUUAUAGUUGAUAAUUUAACAUUAAGUAUUCAGCAAAAUUAAUUUUAUAGAUCACCCUUGUUCUUUUUGUAGAUUAAAAGAGUUUGAGAGAAAAACAGGAAAGAAAGACAGAACGUACAUUAUGUUUGCCUUUACGCGAAGACGAUUCACGAUCGGUUGUUACUAACGAGAAACGAAUGGCAUGGAACGUUGUUAUUCGCAGAAGAAGGGACACACCUGUCCCUUGAAUCAGUAUUUGUUACCCGAAUCGCAUUGUAUUAUGCGUUAGUUCUUACGAUUGUUCAAUGAUCAUGCAAGUUACAUUAGUACUACACGUCUCUCUCGACAGUAUCUAUAUUCCGUCCGCCAUUCGAGAAGGUUGCUCAAAGAAUCUUUACCAUAAGAUCAGAGUACCAAUCAAAUCCAGGUCACAUUAUUUUUUAUAUACAGUGUACGUCAUUCGAUUCGUACUCGAACAGUACUUAAAACUCGAAUCGUAAUCUUGCUUAUCCCCUCGUAACAAACCGGAGACAUUUCGUCUCUUAACGCCGAUAACCGAAUAUACGUUUGUACAAAAGGAGAACGACUAUCUUACACAAAGUAUUAAGACAAUACUCUAUACGAUUGUAUAAAAGAAAAAAGACGUUCGCAAACGGAACGUAUAGCUUUCUCUCCCGACGAGUCGAAAGCAUUAUAAAAUUUGUAACAGACUUCUA